This is a messenger RNA of Neomonachus schauinslandi (Hawaiian monk seal), 555 nucleotides long. It is a transcript of the gene C16H19orf84, whose product is annotated as chromosome 16 C19orf84 homolog. The record is from RefSeq and is a predicted model, not a curated record. NCBI's taxonomy places the organism in Eukaryota, Metazoa, Chordata, Mammalia, Carnivora, Phocidae. The transcript is spliced from 2 exons. Bases 1 to 555 code for a protein of 184 amino acids.
AUGGAACAGCAAGAGAAAGGGACUGGGCCAGAGGGGAACAACCUGUCCCUGCCAUCACCAGGGACCGAGCCGUGGACCCCUGCACCUUUCCCAGCCUUGCCACCUCUCCCCCUGGGCACCCCGGAUCCAGCCCACCUGGGGCUCCCUGAGAGCUUGGCCUCUGUCACCGUCCCCAUCCGUCUGGACGCCCUCUCCUACCUCCUGCACAGUGCCCUGCUGGGGGCCUACACCCUUCAACAGUCCUUGCCCUCCUGCCCCUGCACCCCCCAGACAUGCUGCACCCAGCCAGGCACGGCCACAAGGCCAUCCAGGGGACGCGGGGGUUGGGGUGUCCAGCGCAGGCCAGGCUGGGGCCAGGGCCAGCAGCGAUGGCGACCCGGAAGGGCUGAGAGGGGCUGGCUGGGGGGGUCUGGGGCUGGCCCCAAGACUCCGCCGGUGAUGCCACCAUCACCACCAACGCUGCCUGACCAGGAUGGGAAGAAGGAAGCCCCAGGUCAGGAGCCACCCCAGGAGACGCCGCCCGCUGCAGCAGAAGACUGGGAGACAGAGUACUAG